AUGAAAGCAUCUCACUACUGGAACCCCACUCUUAAUCACCUUCAGGAUAAAUUGUCACCUGUUGUCACCAUCACUGAAGAACUUCUUAGACAACGUGCAGAGCAUAACAACCGUGAACUUUUUUCACUGGAAGAAAUCUCCUUGCACCAGCAGGAAAUAGAAAAACUAGAAUACAUUGACAAAUUGUGUCGAGAUUUAAAAAUCCUCUAUCUUCAAAAUAACCUAAUUCCAAAAAUUGAAAAUGUAAGCAAACUAAAGAAGCUUGAAUAUUUAAAUUUAGCUUUGAACAACAUUGAAAGAAUUGAAAAUUUGGAAGGAUGUGAAGAACUGCAGAAACUUGACCUGACAGCAAAUUUCAUUGGAGAACUGUCCAGUAUUGAAAUUCUAAAACAUAACAUACAUCUUAAAGAACUCUUUCUGGUGGGGAAUCCAUGCACUGAGUUUGAAGGUUACAGACAGUUUGUGGUGGCAACUCUUCAUCAAUUAAAAUGGUUGGAUAGUAAAGAAAUAGAACGUUCCGAGAGGAUUCAGGCAUUGCAGAACUAUCGACAAGUAGAGAAGCAAAUUAGAGACCAGGAACAGGUUUACCUUCUCCAAAGGGCCAGAGAAAAAGAAGAGGCCCUAAAAAAAAUACAAGAAAAGCAGGAGAAGAAGAAAGAAAAACAAAUAAAACCUAAACCUGGAUUUGACGGACGUUGGUACACAGACAUCAACAACAUCAACCCAGAUCCUCUAGAAGACAAAGAAAACCACCAGCAGAAAGAAACAGAAAAGGAAUACCAAGAAUGGAAAAUACAUAAAGAUGAUGAAGAGGACAGAGCUUUUUGGGAGGAGCCCACAUCUUAUACUCCAGAGUCUAGAUUAGAAGCUCACAGACAUCUUGAAGAAAAACGGAGAGUUAAAGAAAAUAUAAGAGGGCAAAAAGUGAAAGAGAAGCCACCUAGGACUUUGAUCACUGCAGAAGGAAAAGUUCUGAAUAUGAAUGAGCCAAAACUUCAUUUCUUUUUGAAAGAUGAUGAAGAAAACAACCAGUUCAUCCUGGAUCUUGCUGUUUAUAGACAUCUGGACAGCUCUCUAAUUGAUGUUGAUGUCCAGCCAACUUACCUCCGCGUAAUGGUGAAGGAUAAGCCAUUUCAACUUGUGCUUCCUGCAGAGGUGAAGCCAGAUAGCAGCUCUGCUAAAAGAUCUCAGACAACUGGACAUUUAGUUAUCAGCAUGCCAAAAAUUCAAGAAAUAAUUAUGGCUAACCGAAAAACACCCACUUUGGUCAAACCUUCUGACAGCAAUAAACUGCAGACCAAUAUAAAAAGGGAGCGAGUUGAGAAACUAGAAGUGGAUCCUAGCAAAUAUUCAUUCCCUGAUGUGGCAAACAUAAUCCAAGAAAAGGAGAGAAUUGGGCAAGGACCUAUUAAUCUGCAGCAACAAAAGGUUAUAGACACUGAGAAUAGUUAUGUUGACUUUGAAGAUAACCAAGAUGUUCCACCCUUAAUAUGA
This is a messenger RNA of Emys orbicularis (European pond turtle), 1494 nucleotides long. It is a transcript of the gene DNAAF11, whose product is annotated as dynein axonemal assembly factor 11. Gene Ontology annotation, cellular component: cytoplasm. The coding region runs from base 1 to 1494 and encodes 497 amino acids. The transcript has 12 exons. NCBI's taxonomy places the organism in Eukaryota, Metazoa, Chordata, Testudines, Emydidae. Gene Ontology annotation, biological process: outer dynein arm assembly. The record is from RefSeq and is a predicted model, not a curated record. Gene Ontology annotation, molecular function: protein binding.